AUGGGCUCUUCGCUGAGAAGCUUUAUCAAGGACGUUCGUGGUGCUAAAACACUAGCGGAUGAAAGAGCCAUCAUUACGAAACAAUCUGCAAAAAUUAGGACAAAAUUGAGAGAUGAUCAUCUACCACACGACAAAAGGCGAGUGAAUAUCCAGAAACUUCUUUACCUAUACAUUUUAGGGGAAAAAACUCAUUUCGGCCAGGUGGAAUCUAUUAAUUUAAUUGCUUCUGACGAUUUUGUCGAUAAAAGGUUGGGCUAUCUCGCCGCGACUUUGUUGUUGGACGAGUCGGAAGAUUUAUUAACACUCUUAACAAACAUGUUAAACAACGAUUUGCAUCAUCCCAAUAAAUAUGCAGUGUCACUUGCAUUAACAUCAUUAGGCUUUCUGAGCUCCCCUGAAUUAGCCAGAGAUUUGUAUCCAGACGUGGAAAAUAUCAUCAAAAAUUCAAGAGAUCCUUUCCUCUUGAAAAAAGCUCUUCAAUGUGCCGCCAAACUAAUUUUCAAAGAUGUUUCUCUUUUAGAAAUUUUCAACAUCGAAGACAUUACUAAGAUAUUGUCCAAUCAUUCAAUAUGUACUCACGGUGUCCUUUUAGGUGUCACAAAAAUCAUACAAUCUGUUUUGUUAAUUGGAUUGAACAGAAAAAAAGAGGAAGAGGAAGAUGGUAUUGAUUACAGUACCGACAUCUUGUCUCCGUUAUCUUUACUUUUGCGUGAUUUUUUCAUUCGUUUGGAAAAUCUAAAUUCUAAAAAUAUUGAACCUGGAUAUGACGUUCAAGGUAUUUGUGACCCAUUUCUGCAGUGUGAAAUGAUUUACACUCUGAAGUUGUACUUUCAAGUUGGAGAGCUUUUAAAUUCAAACCAAGUAUUGGAUUACAAAGAUAAUUUUUGCGAUUUAUUGACUCGUAUUGCGACCAAUACGGAUUCAACGAAGAAUAGCGGACAAGCCAUUCUUUAUGAGACAGUGAAGACGAUCUUUUCAUUGGAUUUGAACCAGCCUCUACGAGUCCUUGGUGUUAACAUCUCGGCCAAGUUUCUUGCAGGAAAAGAUAACAAUACUAAAUAUGUUUCAUUAAACACCUUGUUAAAAGUUGUUCCCCAAGAGCCUACCGCGGUACAAAGGCAUAGGAAAUUCAUUUCUCAUUGUCUGCAAGAUAGCGAUGUUUCGAUCCGCAUGAGAGCAUUAGAGUUAAGUUUCGCCAUCUUGGACGAUUCAAAUUUAGUGGAAUCGGUUAACGAAUUGAUGAAAUUUUUGGCAAAACAGGACGAAGAUUCAAAAGAUCUUAUAAUAUACACUAUAGACCACUUAAUCGACACUUUUGAUACCCGCGUUGUCAAAGAUGAAAGCUGGAAAUUAGAUGUUUUUUUUAAUAUCCUAAAAUUGGUGGGAUCUUUUAUCAAUUAUGAAAAAAUCAAUGAUAUUUUAAUCAUAAUAAAUAAUACGACUCAGUUAUCUGACAAAUCUGAAUUUUUACAAAAACUGCUAACAAUUUCACUAAAUGAGAAAUCAGCGGAGAUGUCCGAGGAAAAUAUUGGUUGGCAGUUGAUUUUAAUUUGGUGCAUCGGUGAAUAUGGCGAUUUAGUGCUAAAUGGAGACAAUAAAAGCAAUUCCGACACAAUCAAUGAGUCAUCGGUGACUAACUACUUAUUAAAUUUGCAAGAAUGCUACACAACAACGAAUCACAAGAUAAUCAAUUAUAUUUUGACAGCAGCAUUGAAAUUAUCUAUAAAAUUUCAUGAUGCCAAAAAUAUUGAAAAACUAAGACAGCUAAUACUGAGUUAUACGGAUUCCACUGAUUUAUCACUUCAAAUGAAAAGCAAUCAAUACGAGAUGUUUUUCAAUCAGACGAUUUUGGUUAAAAAGAUCAUUUUAGAAACAAUGCCCAAAUUCGAGAAAAUCAUCAAGAAGCAAGAUAAUAGGAAAGCUUUAUCGAAGAAUCUCAUCUCCAACGAACCGGCUGAUUUGCUGUCGAAUUUAUUGGAUGAAGAUAGCAAGGCUGAAGCCAAAGCUUCCACCGGUGACAAUGUUGAACCCAUUGAUAUACUAGAAGAGAUUUUUGGAGAAAAGAAUGACAUUAAUCAACUACCCAAGGAUCGGAAAAAAGAAGAAUCAACCAAUCAUCUAUCGGCAAUAACCACGAACUCCGAUCCCAACCUACCCUCAGAUGCUACCAAGAUAUAUGACAGUUCUUCAUUGGAUGUAUAUGCUUCUUUGCUCUCUGCAGAUUCUGGAUUGGCACACUUGGAUUUGUAUUUUCAGGCGAAGUCUUUAAUAUCUGACUUAAAAACUUUCUGUGCCGUUCCAAAAGCUCAAAAACUAACAUUAGGUCAGUUAUAUCCUUCUUCGACAAUAAAGGCCAGCCAGAUUUGCAAACAGUCCUUGAAAAUUUCUGGAUCCGGGAAACUAAAGUUAAGGGUUAAGUUGGACUUUUAUUUAAAUGGCUCUUCGUCUACUACCAAUGAACAAUUCGAUCACAAAUUCGAUGAAACUCUAUAA
This is a messenger RNA of Saccharomyces paradoxus, 2493 nucleotides long. RefSeq names its product AP-1 complex subunit gamma (gene APL4). Gene Ontology annotation, cellular component: AP-1 adaptor complex; Golgi apparatus; membrane coat. Gene Ontology annotation, biological process: receptor-mediated endocytosis; Golgi to vacuole transport; intracellular protein transport. NCBI's taxonomy places the organism in Eukaryota, Fungi, Ascomycota, Saccharomycetes, Saccharomycetales, Saccharomycetaceae. The record is from RefSeq and is a predicted model, not a curated record. Bases 1 to 2493 code for a protein of 830 amino acids. Gene Ontology annotation, molecular function: clathrin-cargo adaptor activity. The transcript has a single exon.